UCGCAGCUGAUAUAAGGACGUGGUUUGUUCCGGUGAAAAGUGGCUUUCGCUGCUCCAAGAGAGGCGGUUUUAUAAUAUAAUUUAUUUUAUUUUUUAAUCAAUAACUGUGCGAGUUUUUAAGGAUUUUGACAUUUAAUGUUGUAAGACAAUGAGACCCUGGUGUUUUUCCUCUGAGUUCGGGGCUCUGUGACGUCUUGUCCUGAUGGCUAGCAUUUCAUCGACUGAAGAAACAAUGCAGGCCUAGCGAGCGGCUAACUGUAGCAGCUAACUAGCAGCUAACUGUAGCUAGCGGAAGCUAAUCGAAGAAGGCUAGUCCAGCAGCAGACUGGAGUGGGAUUUAAACCUUGGACGAAGCAGUUUUUCGACGCUGUUAUUCCAUCCAGUCCGCUAUGAGCUCUCAGCUGCAGGUCUUCUCACCCCCUUCCAUCUCCUCCAGUGCCUUUUGCCGUGUUAAGAAGCUGAAAGUCGAGAGCAAUGUUUGGGACGUGUCCACCUCUGAAGCUUACAGCUCCAUAGCAGGCCAAUCGGCGUACGCUUUCACGCCUGCAAUGGCUGUGCCACCCUUUGCACCUUCUCUGGUCUUCCCUCCUACAGCUCCUGGCUCCAGGGGUCAAGUGGUGGUGCGGGCAGCUGAUAGCACUGGCAGUCUUCCACGAGGUUCCAGUCGACGUGUCACUGAGCAUGCAACGUCCUCCUCUUACACUCAUGCUGAGACAUCAUCUGAAACCAGGGCGCACAGGCAUGGGCAGAAGAGAAAAAUUGAGGAGACGAAUGAAGGCAGUGGGAGUGGAUGUGGCAGUGUGCAAAUAUUAGAGGAGCUUUCGGCUCCUGCAGCAACAUACUCCAAUCGUACAGGUGGAGGUGGUGGAGGGGGCACAGGCCAAUCUAUACCGCACUCGGCUCCAACCACCAAGAGCAGCAGCUCCAAUGGCGAAGGAGAUUAUCAGCUAGUGCAGCAUGAGAUCCUCUGCUCAGUGUCCUGUAGCUAUGAAGUGCUGGAGUUCCUGGGAAGAGGCACAUUUGGACAAGUAGCUAAAUGUUGGAAGAGGGGCACAAAUGAGAUUGUUGCCAUCAAGAUCCUAAAGAACCAUCCUUCCUAUGCUCGUCAGGGCCAAAUUGAGGUGGGCAUCCUGAACCGGCUGAGUGCAGAGAACGCAGAUGAAUAUAAUUUUGUGCGUUCAUAUGAAUGCUUCCAACACAAGGGCCACACCUGCUUGGUGUUUGAAAUGCUGGAGCAGAACCUUUAUGAUUUUCUGAAGCACAGCAAGUUUAGUCCACUCCCACUACGGCACAUUAGACCCAUCCUACAGCAGGUGGCUACAGCACUGAUGAAGUUGAAGAGCCUGGGCCUAAUUCAUGCAGACCUAAAACCUGAAAACAUCAUGCUGGUUGACCCACUUCGACAGCCGUACAGGGUGAAGGUUAUUGACUUUGGCUCAGCAAGUCAUGUUUCCAAGGCCGUCUGCUCAACCUACUUACAGUCUCGCUACUACAGGGCUCCAGAGAUCAUCUUGGGUUUGCCUUUCUGUGAGGCCAUUGACAUGUGGUCUUUAGGCUGUGUGAUAGCUGAACUGUUUCUAGGUUGGCCUCUCUACCCUGGAGCCUCUGAGUAUGACCAGAUUCGUUACAUUUCCCAGACUCAAGGCCUCCCAGCAGAGUACUUAUUGAGUGCCGGCACAAAGACCAGCCGUUUCUUCAACCGUGGCCCUGACUCUAGCUACCCACUCUGGAGGCUGAAGACCCCAUCAGAGCAUGAAAUGGAGAUGGGCAUAAAGUCCAAGGAGGCCAGGAAGUACAUCUUCAACUGUCUGGAUGACAUGAUGCAGGUCAAUUUGUCAUCUCAUUUGGAGGGGACGGACAUGUUGGCUGAAAAAGCUGAUCGACGAGAGUUUAUAGACCUCUUGAAGCGGAUGCUCCGUCUGGAUGCAGACAAAAGGAUCACACCCACAAAAACCCUGGGUCACCCCUUUGUGACGAUGAGCCACCUCAUGGAUUAUCCCCACAGCUCUCAUGUGAAAUCAUGCUUCCAGAACAUGGAGAUUUGCAAGCGCCGCAGCUCCUAUGACACUGGCAAGUCCUUGUACUCCACCAGUGCUGUCCCCAGUGCUUCAGCAGGGAACCUCACUGUUACCUUCAGUAGCCAACUCAACCAGCACAACCAGGUGCCUUCUGCGGGAGGAGCGGUGCCUCUGUUGAACUACCAGCCAGCGCUGUAUCAGCAAGCGACCAUCAACAUUCCGGGGCUGGCUCAGCAGAGUGUGCCGAUUCCAACUCGUCCUACUGGGCUGUGUAGCCAGGCAGAACCCUUCCAGCAGACUCUCAUUGUCUGCCCACCCUCCACUAUUCAAGGGCUACAGCCAUCCAAUAAGAGUUCCAGUUUUCCUGUGAGGAUGGAGAACUCUGUACCUAUUGUACCUCAGAACCAAUCUGCCCAGUCGUUGCAGAUCCAGCCAAGUAUGCUCACACAGGGUUCCUGCACACCCCUGAUGGUGGCCACCCUUCACCCACCCUCAGCAGGCAUAGCCCCACAGUAUUCUCUGCCCCUGGGGCUGGGCACCGGGGUGGGUCGGCCCACCCUACUGGAGCACACAGCCACAGUGCUGCAGGCUUGGCCCACUGGCACCCAGCAGAUCCUCAUACCAUCAUCAUGGCAGCAGGUCCCGGGUGUGGCCAUCCACAGCUCUGCCCACCAGUCCACUGUUCCCGAGUCUCCCCUCGAAACACAUCACUCGGAUGCUGCCACACAGCAGGGACACAGCUGGAGGACCACGAACCAAGCUAGGACUCAGCAGGAGAGGAAGAAGGUGAAAGCCAGACGUGGAGAGAACAGGAACAGGGGUGUGCCCACUGCAUCAUUACUUGGCAGUGGUGGUUGUGACCCGACUAGUUCCAGCGCCACGUUGUCCCAGCCAAUCAUCAUCUCUGACACACCAAGCCCGGCAGUCAGCAUCAUCACGAUUCACAGUGACACUGACACAGAAGACGAGCGCAAGUUCCAUCCUGCCAGCGUCAGUCUGAGCCAGCGCACUAACGUAAUCAGCUGCGUGACGGUGCACGACUCCGACUCGUCGACUGCCAGCCCUCUGACCCCUCUGCCCCGCACGCUCAACCCAGCCAGCAGUGUGUCAUCACGCCACGUCAAGUCUCUGGCUGUGGUGGCACCUUCAGUGAAAACACAGGCUUCUGAGAAAGGAGGGGCUUCACGUGGACGUUUGGAGACUGUAAACUACAUAAAACCUAAACGAUCCAACCGGCAGCCGUGCAGUUCUGGGGAGAGUGUGGAGCAGCAUGGACUAGUGCCAAGUCAGUCACACCCAUUGAACCUGAGCCAGGUUCAACCGGUGGUUUCUUCAUCUCAGGAGCGUUCGGGUUUGUCCCACACUGACUCAUCUUUGCGUCGGCAGCAGACUUUCCCUCCGGCCGUCUCGGCCUCUCACUACAACUUCCCAGAAGUGUCUGCGCUGACAGGGGCCACGGCCUCCGGCUCCGGCCUGUACACGUACCCGGCCUCCACUGCCCUGUCCUCAGCGUCUCAGGCCAUGGAGCAUCUGCUGGGCCGUGGCCACAGCAGCCACGGACACUCGCCCUCCACCUAUGCAGCAACGUACACCUCGUCCUCCAGGAGAGACUCGGCCAGCCGCAGGGAUUCCGUCAGUAGCCUGCUGCACGGCCUCCCCGCGGCCUACCAGCAUCAGUUCACCACUGGUUCUCCGUAUGUUAGUGUGACGCCACGGGCCGAGGCUUACAGUGCCUACCAGCUGAGUCCCAGGCGCCUCACGCAGUACCCAUACCUAUAGACAGCCACAAACACUCUGUGAACAAAGAAAAGAAAAUACACUUCCCCUCAUACUAUCACAAAGGGACAUUUAAUCUGUAUUUCUAAUAGAAUAACUAUUACUCACUUUUGCUGCUUUUGUCCACAAGGCAGAAUCUCACUUCCAACUGUGGACUGUUUGAGUGUUUAAUGUUUUUAAUGUCCUUUGGUAUUAUUUGAUAUCAGGUCAGUUUGUUUUCCCUUAAAAAUCAUGUUCUAUUUACCCAUAUUUUAGUCCCCGUCACACCCCGAUGUGCAGUAAUGUCAUUGUGGUUCAUGUAUUUUACAUCCGUUAAUCUUGAGGUUUUGCGUGAAGAGAGAUUUUUGCUCCUGUCACAAACUGCAAUGACACUUAAGGAUUUUUAUUUUAUUUCAACACCUGACUCUCAAGGAUCAUGAAGUUGAAACGGGGAGAAAAAGAAAAGAGUCACGAUCCUUGUUACAAAGUUUUCACACUAAUCUAGCGAGGCCCUAUGUUUUAGCACAUAUUACUGACUGUGUCUGUUUACUCACAAUUAUGUCUUUUACAAUGUUUAAAUUAUGUUGUUUGUCAGCGUGAGCUCGGAAGAGGACUAAGAGAAAGGUGUGGUUAAAAACUGUGAUGGAUACGUGUUAAUUUAAGUGCACAUGUGAUAAUAGUCUCUUAAUGUAGUGAUAUUGUUUAGACAGGAAUAACCAUGUCCUUUUUUAAAAAAAGAAACAAAAAAUGCA
Messenger RNA from Solea senegalensis (Senegalese sole), 4525 nucleotides. It is a transcript of the gene hipk1b, whose product is annotated as homeodomain interacting protein kinase 1b. Bases 390 to 3797 code for a protein of 1135 amino acids. Gene Ontology annotation, cellular component: nucleus; cytoplasm; PML body. Gene Ontology annotation, biological process: peptidyl-threonine phosphorylation; intrinsic apoptotic signaling pathway in response to DNA damage by p53 class mediator; smoothened signaling pathway. The transcript is spliced from 18 exons. Gene Ontology annotation, molecular function: protein tyrosine kinase activity; ATP binding; protein serine/threonine kinase activity. NCBI's taxonomy places the organism in Eukaryota, Metazoa, Chordata, Actinopteri, Pleuronectiformes, Soleidae. The record is from RefSeq and is a predicted model, not a curated record.